Molecule: messenger RNA, 930 nt
Organism: Emiliania huxleyi CCMP1516
Lineage: Eukaryota; Haptophyta; Isochrysidales; Noelaerhabdaceae
Exons: 4
Coding region: 1-930 (309 amino acids)
Biological process (GO): dolichyl monophosphate biosynthetic process
Cellular component (GO): endoplasmic reticulum membrane
Molecular function (GO): dolichol kinase activity
Source: RefSeq, a predicted model, not a curated record
AUGACGACGGGAUUGGUGGCCUCUGCGGUGGAGGCCUCACUGGUCGUCCUCGCGUCGGUGCUGCUCGCCGUCCCGCUGCACGCCAUUGGCUGGACGGCCGAGGCGGCGGCGCUUCCGCUCGUGUGCCUGGGCGCGGCCGCCGUCGGCCUCCACCUCCCAGCACCCGCCAUCGUGCGCCGCCUCGGAUGCUGCUCGCUUCGGCGCGCACCCUCGAUGGGCCUGGCGCUGGGCUGCUGCUCCCCGUCGCUGCUGCUGUGCGCGAUGGCGCUCGCAAACGUACGCGGCGUGCUGCUGCCGUGGCUCGAGGCGCUCGUCGGUGCCGCCCCGCUCCGGUGGCUCCUCUCGUCCCUCACCGGGCCUGGCCGGCCGGCCCUCGUCGCCUACUGGGCCGCCGCCACGCCGAUCGGCUGCGUCGCCGCCGCGUGCGUCGCGCCACCGCCGCUCUCGCCGGAGGAUGCCAGGCGGGACGCCGAGGCAGAGGCCGAGGCGGAGGCCCUCCUCGCGCUCGCUCUCGCCGCGGUGGUGCCCGCCUUUGCCCUCCUCGAGCUCGUGCGCGUCGGCGCGCUGCCGCCGCUCGCGCGCCCGCUCGCCGCCUUCCUCGCCGCCUUCAUCGACAGCCGCGACGCGGGCACCCUCGUACUCACCCACAUCUACCUCCUCGCGGGCUGCGCCCUCCCGGGCUCCGCGGCCGCGGCCGGCUCGACCCUGCUGGCGCUGCUGCUGCUGCUGCACGUGAGCAGCCCGGACGGCGCGCCGGCCGAUGCACGCACGUGGGCCGCCCUUGCCGGCGGCACUGCGGUCGCCUGUCUGCUCGAGGCGGCCACCGACCAGAUCGACAACCUCUUCCUUCCCGUCGCCUAUCAGACGUGGCUGCUCAUCGCCGCCGUGCUCGAGCCGUGGUGCCGUGAUUCGUCGUGCGGCGAGGGGUGA